AUGAACUUAGAGGCAUCAUCACUUUCCCCCUGGAAGGACAUGCCCGGAUUUCAUUUUUACACCAUCAGCUAUGACUGGAUGCACAAUUGCUACCUGGGAACUGGUAGAGAUUUGUGCGCUAGCGCCAUCAAAGUCUUAAUUGACUACUGUGGGUUCGGUGGUGGCAGCGAUGCUGGGGGCAUGGACGCUGUACUAACUGAUGUUCACCAACGCAUGCGAGAUGUUUGCGCCCAACACAAGAUCCGUAUUCCUGCCAAGCCGCGGUUCACUUCUGCUAAUCUUGGUGGGGAAGAUGGAUACUUUGAAUUGGGGUCUCGAUUCAAGGCAGCGCAUGUUAAAUUGAUCAUUUGGUGGCUCUCCAAAGAAUGCCAGAUGGUGGCAGACGCGAACCCAUCUGAACCAGUCCUCAACGUGCUGGCGACAUCGGUUUGGGGCCUUCAGAGAUUCAUUGAGCUGAUGGACCAUGGGGGAAUGAUCUUCACGACUGACGAAGCAAGUGAGGCAAAGACAUGUCUAGAUCUACACCUGAAGGCCUACUAUUGGCUCAGUGCUCAUUUAUAUUCUAGAAGGGAAUUGCUCUUUAAGCUCCGAUGCAAGUCCCACUACCAUUUCCACAUGGGGGAAGAAGUGAUCAGUACUCGGAUCAACCCAUCCAUGUAUCACAACUUUAGUGAGGAAUCCUUCCUCGGGAAGAUCAAGGCUGUUGCAAUUCGCUGUCACGGCCGCACUUGCACUCAGAGAGUGCUCCAACGCUAUUUGCUGUGCUUAGCGAUUUGCCUAAAUGACUUUGACAAGACAGAACGCCGAUGGGGAUAG
Molecule: messenger RNA, 816 nt
Organism: Durusdinium trenchii
Lineage: Eukaryota; Dinophyceae; Suessiales; Symbiodiniaceae
Source: the annotation of a GenBank genome assembly